Caenorhabditis angaria is the source of this 2307-nucleotide messenger RNA. The record is from the annotation of a GenBank genome assembly. Lineage: Eukaryota; Metazoa; Nematoda; Chromadorea; Rhabditida; Rhabditidae.
AUGUCGCGGGGAAGUCAUCUUACAAAAGAGGAACAAGCUCAAAUUAGAGCAUUCAAAAUCGCCGGAUGGUCCAAUAGAAUGAUUUCGUCAAAAUUGAAACGAUCUCUCAACUGUAUUAAUCAAUUUGUCAACAAUCCGGAUCACUAUGAGCGAAUGAAAAACACUGGAGCUCCCAAAAAACUCACGGAGAGAGAUAAACGAGGGAUUGUUAGGUUGGCUUCGAACACAAUGAAAUCGUGUAAUGACAUCAAAAACGAGCUGGGUUUGAAUAUCAGUAAGACUACAGUUUGGAGAGCCAUAGACCAAUCCCCAGAAAUCGUUCGAGCCAAAUUGGUGCCAGCUCCGCGUCUCACACUUCGCCACAAAGACAACCGUCUUACUUUCGCAAAAGCCAACAUGGCCACAGAUUGGGAUAAGGUAAGUAAUUUUUCUAAAAACAUCAAAUAUUGAUGUUUUCUUGUUCAGAUAAUUUUUUCUGACGAAAAAAAGUUUAAUCUUGAUGGUCCGGAUGGUUACAACUCAUACUGGCAUGAUAUCAGAAAGGAUCAACUUCGCUUCCCAAAGAGAAAUUUUGGAGGAGGACGGGUUAUGUGUUGGGGCGCAUUUUCUGCAGCUGGAACGUUAAAAAUAGCUUUUGUUUCAUUCAAGAUGGAUUCGUUAGAUUACCAAAAAACCCUCCAUGACUAUCUUUUGCCAUAUUUGAGGCGGUUCCGGACCAGAAAGUUCACUUUUCAACAGGAUAAUGCUGCCAUCCACGUCAGCCAAUCAUCAAAAGAUUGGUUCAAAAGCCACAAAAUCAAAGUUUUGGAUUGGCCAGCGUGUUCUCCUGAUCUUAAUCCGAUGGAAAACGUAUGGGGGAGCUCGUUCGCCGAGUUUAUGCUCAAGGAAAAAAAUAUGAUACUGUGGACCAACUCAAAGAUGCCAUCGAGACGGAAUGGAAUAAAAUCGAUAAGAACUACCUCAAGAGACUUGUUGACUCGAUGCCAAAUCGUCUCUAUGAUGUCAUUUCUAAACAUGGAGGUCCAACUAAGUAUUGAUUUUCGAUUAUAUGUCUCCAAUGGGAAUUCUGGAUUAGGUGAACCUAUCGUUUUGAAACGCUAAAUUUUUGAAAUUUUUGAACUCCGGUCAUUUAUUUUUUUAUUAUUUGGUAGUUUCAGAUAAAAUUGAGUUUUCUUAGCUAAUUUUGUGUGCUCUUUUUUAUUUUUAACUCGGAUUGUUAUUACAACUCACACCUCGGCUGAUUUCAGAAAUUUUGGGGGUGAACCUAUCAUUAUGAAACGCACUGUAUAUCAGAAGAGGAGAACUUCGAAGAACUUUGUCAUAUUUUUCGAUAACCGAAUUAUUAUCUUUAUCUAAUUCGUUUUUGAUGGAAAAUAUGAAAAUGACAAUAGAGCAGGUUUGUUUGUUUUUUUUCUGCAAAAAGUGAACAUUUUACAGAUUCUGAUUGAUCAAUCAAAAACUUCAGCGGAUAAUCUUCUACAAGCAUUAAUUGUGUGUGAUUCGAUUUCAAUUUCAAAUGAAACAGAACAUCAAAUUCAACUCGAAGCUAUUCUUUCAAUUGAAAAAUUAGCCGAAUUAUCGGAUUUCCAUCGACUUCCAUUUUAUCAAUUGAUUCAAAUUCUGUCAAGUUGCGAUUUUUUCGCGCAGGAAAUGUUUAUUGCGGAUAUCAUUUUAUUAUGGCUGAAAAACAAAAAUAAUCCGAAUAUCUAUACAGAUGCUUUAUUUCUUUGUCUUCGCACGAAAUUCUUGAGUCCUGCUGACAAAGAUCUGAUAAUUGAACGAAUUAAAUUGUUGAAAUUGCCUCAAAAAGUUAUUGGAAUUGUUCGAAAAACAUUGGAUUCGAUGAAUAAUCAAAGACAAUGUACAGAUCCAUUUCAUAUUUCGAAUGAAAAAUAUAUUCGAUGUCAAUCUAAAAAUGCAACGAAAUUUGGAUAUCAUUCAGCACUUCCAUUAAGUCGACCUGUUAUUCCAAAAAUUCCAAUAAAAGUGAAAAAUAAAAAAAUGAAGAAGAAAAAGAAACAGAAAAUACCACCGGUUUUCAAUGUAGGUUUUUUUGUAAAACAAAUCUUUGCUGAUUUUGAAAUCAUUUAUUUGCAGCCUGACGAAAAUCCAACGGUUAUUGAUUUGAUUCAAAAUAAACGAUCAUUUAAAGUGGAGAAAAGAAAACGAAGGUGUGCUUGUGUGGAUUUUAUUAGGAAUAAAUUUGAGAAGAACAAUCAAAAUCAAGAGGUUAGUCCUACUGAUAUUGAAACAUCAUCAACUGGGUCUGAGAGUACAGUAUCAACAAAAAGUUGUGUAAAGGUUUGA